Molecule: messenger RNA, 1575 nt
Organism: Cladophialophora yegresii CBS 114405
Lineage: Eukaryota; Fungi; Ascomycota; Eurotiomycetes; Chaetothyriales; Herpotrichiellaceae
Exons: 4
Coding region: 1-1575 (524 amino acids)
Biological process (GO): regulation of DNA-templated transcription
Molecular function (GO): DNA-binding transcription factor activity, RNA polymerase II-specific; zinc ion binding
Source: RefSeq, a predicted model, not a curated record
AUGCCGGGCGUUCCAUCAGGACGAGGUUGCGAUGCAUGUCGGCAGCAGAAGAAAAAGUGCGAACUCUCAGAACACCCAUGUCAACGAUGCAGGCGUCUGAACAUCCCCUGCGUGGGAUUCGGCCAACGGCGAUACAAGUUCGUGCAUGACGACAAAACCUCGACGUUUGUCAACCACAACACCACCACCACCACCACCACCGCCGGACUUCAAAGUAAGGAACCAGGGACCGAAACCGAGCACUACGCCUCCUUCAUCCGCGCCCUCGAGGGAGCCGCAAUCACCAUUUACGCCAACCCAUGGAACGGCACGACGCGCCUGGCCUCCGCGUUCACACACAUGAUCAAACCCACCGUCAGCAUCAAGUACAACCUGGCCUGGACGUACGGGGACUACCUCAACCACGUGCCCGCUCGACUGGGUGUGAAUGACGCGCUCGACAACGCGACAGACGCGUUCGUGACCGCCGUGGGGACGCUCUCGGACGGGAGCGGGAGCACUGUUCUCGCGCUUGAAAAGUAUGGACGCACCCUGGCCAGCUUGAGAAAGUGUCUAGAUGAUCCGGUCAAGGCGCGGGCUCCGGAGACGUUGUGCGCGAUCCUGUUCUUGUGGAAUUGUCAGCAAUAUCUUUGGAUGCCCGAAGGAUCCAGCCGCCACGCGGAUGGCGUCGCCCAGAUCAUCAGACUGAGAGGCUGUGCCGAGACUUCACGGGACCCGUUUGAGGCCAAUCUCCUGCUAUCUCUGCGUGCCGUUGUGCUCUUCGACUCCCUCUUCAAUGGCAAAGUUCACUUCACCGACGACGAGUGGAUCGCCAUGUUCGACAAUAAGCUCUACAAACUCAGUCCCGAAGGCCAAGCCGUCCAACUCCUGACACGGGUGCCGAACCUCAUGCGGAGGGCCAGAGCGGCACUUACAGCAACGCUGACUGUCGCGGGCGGAACACAGCAGCUGCGGUACCAAGACUCCCGUUCGACUUCGACGCUCCUGGCCCUCCAAACCGAGGCCAACACCCUCCGCAACGACUUCGAAACACCCCUACUCAAGCUCCGCCAGCGAUGGCACGACAACAUGCAUCUUCCGAGACCAGACGCGGAGGCAGAUGUGGACGCCACCGUAUCUAACCCACGGAGAACCACGCGCCUCCAAAGGCUCCUCCACUGCCACUUCCUCCGCUCGUACGCCCUUGGCCUGGCCGUCGCGAUCAUCAUCAACGAGGUGAGGCUGGCCGUGUGUGCGGCGACUGAGCCGAACGCUGUGUCCUCCGUCCUCCGCGAAUCCCACGCCUUCGCGCUCGAAAUUCUGGACCUCGCGGCCCAAGCUGCGGAGUAUAGGCCCCUCGGCGUGAACGCGCUAGGCGUUUGUCUUUUAGCGGCGGAGAUCGGGGCCGGGGACGCACACCUCGAGACGAAGAUCCAGGCGCGGGGGCUGCGCCGGGAGUAUGCAAGCGAUUUUCGGGGUGUGCUGGGAGAUGAGGAGGCGGAGGCUCAGCGGCGGAGCGGACAGCGAGAGGGUGAGCGAUUGAUUUGUGGGAGGGACUGGGCUGAGAGCUUUCAGCUUGGGGCUCGUAGCUUGUAG